This is a messenger RNA of Patiria miniata (bat star), 704 nucleotides long. RefSeq names its product cytochrome c oxidase assembly protein COX19-like. The transcript has 3 exons. The record is from RefSeq and is a predicted model, not a curated record. The coding region runs from base 57 to 323 and encodes 88 amino acids. Lineage: Eukaryota; Metazoa; Echinodermata; Asteroidea; Valvatida; Asterinidae. Gene Ontology annotation, biological process: mitochondrial respiratory chain complex IV assembly. Gene Ontology annotation, cellular component: mitochondrial intermembrane space.
AUUAAAUCGAGUGCAACGAACUCCCGGUACGUUCGUGAAAUACAUUCAACCCCAAAAUGUCUGCUAUGAAUUUUGGGCAAAAAAGCUUCAAACCUCGACCGCCGGACAAGGGCAGCUUUCCUCUGGAUCACGAUGGGGAAUGCAAGAAGUUUAAGGAGAAUUUUAUGGAGUGUCUCAGAAAACAUCACAACGACAACAAUCAGUGUCGGCUACAGACCAUGGAGUACCUGCAGUGUCGGAUGGAAAGAGAUCUGAUGACAAAGGAACCCAUGAAGAAACUUGGUUUUGCAGACAUGGAUGCAACAAAAGAGCAGAGCAGCUAGCGAAGGACCUAAACGUUUUAACUCCAUUGGACUAUGAACAAGAUUUGUUCAGCAAAACGACCUAGUUGACUUGCGAACAAAUCAAAAGCGGCUUUUAAAAAACGGGGAGAAGUUUCCAACAGUUGGCCUUUGUACCAGGGAAGCAUAGGUAUAACUCCCAGGAGGUUGUGUGCUGUCAAAGCGGAAAUGCUCAAGUGCUACAGCGCAAGUCAGAUUUUAUACAACGCCUUAAUAAAUGCCUGUCAUUAUGAUUGGUACUUGUAGGUCGCUGAUCACAUGAUUUAUUCAUCCCAGCCCACAGCCCGGCCCGGCCGACCCGCAAAAAUAGAAGUUCUAUUGCACGGUAAAUAGAAGUUCCAUUGCAUGAUCACAUGACUGGUG